AUGGUGCCACCUGAAGUUGGAUCCUUCAAGUGUGGAAAACACCGCGUAGCCAAGCAGCAAAACAACAUCGUUGACGUCGGUCAAGACAUGGGGGGCCUUGCACGCCUAUCGGGGCCACCAAUCACUUUGCCCGGCUUGAAGCCACGCCUCCCAACGUCGGCUAGUCGGCUAGUUGGCUCUGAUGCCGACGAACAUCUCCAGACGGUUGCUGGUCUGCUGCGCCACGAAACUCUUGCCGAAUGCGUCUGUACCCUCAGGUUUUGCCAAUACCACAUGUACCAAGAUGAACGCAGGGAAUGGCUAAAUGGCACAUGA
This is a messenger RNA of Colletotrichum higginsianum IMI 349063, 315 nucleotides long. RefSeq lists its product as uncharacterized. The record is from RefSeq and is a predicted model, not a curated record. NCBI's taxonomy places the organism in Eukaryota, Fungi, Ascomycota, Sordariomycetes, Glomerellales, Glomerellaceae. The transcript is spliced from 3 exons. Bases 1 to 315 code for a protein of 104 amino acids.